Molecule: messenger RNA, 6355 nt
Organism: Cyprinodon tularosa
Lineage: Eukaryota; Metazoa; Chordata; Actinopteri; Cyprinodontiformes; Cyprinodontidae
Gene: tns1a
Product: tensin 1a
Exons: 35
Coding region: 575-5653 (1692 amino acids)
Biological process (GO): fibroblast migration
Molecular function (GO): protein binding
Source: RefSeq, a predicted model, not a curated record
GGGAUUGGCUCUUCUGCCUGCGAACACAUUUGCCAGGACAGCGUUACAUGCAGGCGAGUGUAUGUGCGUGUGAGGUUGGGGGGAAAAAAGUGAGUGAGGGUAUGCCAGUGUAGGUGUAACAGUGUCGUCGAUCAGCAGCGGGCUCUUUGUAUUAUGCAGCCGACGGUACUGAUCACAUUUUGAGGACUGACUCAUCCAGACCAGGCUGUGAAAACGAAUGGAUUAGCAGACAGGGAGACAUUUUAUAGCUUAAAAAAAAGCUUCAGGUCCUCCUAGACUGCUCAAAGGUCUAGUCUGUUUCAGGGAAUGCUGGUAGCCCCCCUCAACCUUGUUUGCUUUCAAUUUGGAAUUGCAUACAGCCAGAAACCACAAAAUUGACAAAAACUCCUGAAAGGAACAUCAGUCCUCAAUCACUGUCUGACUCAGACACAUAUUUGCAUCAGGGACUUGGACGAGGGGAUCUUCUGUCUUUUGCCUGGUCUUUUCCUGGUGGUGAGGACGGUUGCAGGAUCCUAUCCCAGUGCCAGGAGUAAGAGAUAAGAAGGCUGGCAGACAAGACGGGACACACACAGGCAUGGCUCGCCUCAACUGGUGCCUGGCUGCUGUCAUUAGCUGGGGCAAGUUCCUCUUCGCCUGUUUCUUUCCUCUGCGAGGAGCCAAACGUAACAAGCCUGAUGAGCUGGAGGGGGUCCACACACACACCUUCAAGCUGAAGCCGUUUAAGAAGGCGAAAAGUUGUGACAUUUGCAAGCAGGCCAUCACCAAGGAAGGUCUCAUCUGCAAAGCAUGUCGGCUGUCCUGCCAUAAGAAAUGUGAAGUAAAGGUCACUACAUCAUGUCAGACAGCAUCCAAUUCUGAGCCGCCUCCCACUCCGCAGCUGCCGUUAAAGCAUGUAGAUACACCGGGAUCUACGAGGUCGUGCAAAAGUGUGGAGAUUCGGAGAAAGCAGUCAGGGAGCCAGAGUGUGGUUCAGACCAUGGAGGAGAGCUAUGAGGUUGACUUGGUCUACAUCACCGAGAGGAUCAUCUCCCUCUCUUUCCCCAAUGCAACUGAAGAGCGCAGCUACAUCAGCAACCUCAAAGAGGUGGCGGAAAUGCUGCGGUCAAAGCAUGGCGAACAUUACCUGGUGCUCAACCUGAGUGAGCAGAGGAAUGAUUUAACCAAGUUAAACCACAAGGUUCUGGAGUUUGGCUGGCCGGAUCACCACGCUCCAGCUUUGGACAAGAUCUGCAGCAUGUGUAAAGCCAUUGACACGUGGCUCAGUGGAAAUCAGCGCAAUGUGGUGCUCCUGCACAACAAGGGAAAUCGAGGUCGAACAGGCGUAGUGGUGGCUGCAUACAUGCACUACAGCAACAUAUCUGGCAGUGCUGACCAGGCACUGGACAGGUUCGCAAUGAGGCGUUUCUGCGAAGAUAAAGCUCUUCCUGUGGGCCAGCCAUCACAGAGAAGGUAUGUUCAAUAUUUCAACGGGCUCCUGUCUGGGCACAUAAAAAUCAACAAUAAGCCCCUCUUCCUGCAUCAUGUCAUCAUGCACGGCAUACCCAACUUUGAGUCCAAAGGAGGAUGCAGGCCUUUCCUGAAGAUCUACCAGGCCAUGCAGCCUGUCUAUACAUCCGGAAUAUACAAUGUUCAAGGAGACAGCAACACCAGUAUCUGUAUCACCAUUGAACCCGGCCUGCUUCUGAAAGGAGACAUUCUGCUGAAGUGUUACCACAAGAGGUACAGGAACCCGACCCGGGACGUGAUGUUCAGGGUGCAGUUCCACACUUGUGCUAUCCAUGACCUCGGGGUGGUUUUUGGGAAGACUGAGCUCGAUGAGACCUUUAAAGAUGAAAGGUUCCCAGAGUACGGAAAGGUGGAGUUUGUCUUCUCAUAUGGACCAGAAAAAAUCAGAGGUCUGGACCACCUAGAGAACGGGCCCAGCGUUUGUGUGGACUACAACACCCAGGACCCCCUGAUCCGCUGGGACUCGUACGAGAGCUUCAACCAUCAGCAGGAGGACGUAGCGCACACAGAGAACGAUCUUGGGCAUACUCAGGGCCCACUUGAUGGAAGUCUUUAUGCACGGGUUCGAAAGAAAGACUCUUUGGAGGGAGUUGUUACGAUCAAUGGCCUUCCAGUCCGUGAAAACCCUUUGACAAAUACAGAAAGUACUCUGCAACAAUCUAACCAUCCGUUUCAGAAGACUGAGCAGUCCCUUCCAGUGGCAGGCCACACUUCCCUCCCUGCUGUAGAUCAUACUCUUUCUGUGAGCAGUGACUCAGGCAACUCCACUGCAUCUAUCAAGACUGAUCGCACUGAUGACCACAGCCAUUCUCUGCACACUGCUGUGGGCCACAACAACCCUAUAUCAGCCCACCAAACACUUAGCCCACAGGAGAAACGAGAACUAGACCAGCUUCUAAGUGGUCUUGAGCCACCUCCUCAGCGCCAGGCCUACCUGUCUACCAGUCCGGGAGGAGGGGUUCGACAUCUGGUUCCAGCACAGGUACAUGUCAACAGUGGCCAUACCCGGGUUCUCGGGGCACCAUCAACAGAGGAGCGUGAAACUGAUAUCCUUGACGACGGACUUCCUAUUAGCCAGGAGGGCAACAGUGUGGACAGCUUGGGCACCAUCUCAUCGUUAGACGGUCAGGCAACACCAGCUAGCCUCUACUACCAAUCACAGACACCUGUGAGUGGCCAGAACGACGGUCUAUACCUUGAGAGAACCUUUCUAGGGGAAAAGCUGAACGAAAUGCCUGUGCAUGGAGUGCGGACUCCUACAGCAAUGCAGGAGAGGUCGGUAGACUUGUCAUCACCCCAGGGGGGAUACAACAACUACCAAAAUGGAGGUGCAAUAUACCAUUCCCAGUCCUUUGGGAAUCAAGCAUCCAGUAGCCCUGAGACCAAUGCUAAAAUUAUGCCCAAGGCCCCUGAGAGGAGUACCAGUAGUCGAGAGGCAGUUCAAAGAGGUCUUAACCACUGGCACCAGCAUAGUCUUCCAGAUGAUCCUUUUGGGCCACCUCCUCAGUCAACCCACAGCCUGCCUCAUUUCCCAACACCAGCCUCACAGCGAGAUAUUGAACAGUCCAUAGAGGCACUAAACUUGCUGAUGCUUGAUUUAGAUCCAAUCAACUCACAUAUGUCCAAGUCCCACAGUGCACCCCCAGGAGAUAACACCCUCAGUUCAUCCCAGAUACCGUUUUCCCAGACCCUGGCUAGACCAUCCUACCAAGGAGACUCUGCCAUCCAUGGCUACCAUAACUCUGGGUCAGGGAACAACACCUAUCACCAGCAGCCACAGCCAGCUGGGAGAGUUCCAACAGUGCCUAACCAAAGUCCUGUCAUGGAGUCUCCAACAUAUUCCCCCCAAAGGUCCAACACAAGUUACCAAUUUCAGAACACCACUCCAACACAUACUCCUGAGCCCUUUGUUCAAACACCUCAAGGGACCCAGCACUACGCCAUAGAUAGCUCUGCUAAUCUCAACCAGCCAUCUCCACAGAAAGUAAUGAACUCAACAAAUAGAGUUUCACAAUCCCCAGACCUGCAUGGGCCAUCUCCUUACCCAGGGUAUAGCACCUCUUCUUCUCCCGUUCCUGCCCUCACACCCCAACCCAAGGAUAUGUCUUCUUCUCCCUUUCCAAGAGAGCAAGAUGUGGAGGAGGAAACUCUAAACUUGGAAGGCCUGGUUGCACAUCGUAUCGCAGAGUACAACGCUCGUAUUCGGGGCAUCAGUGAAAGCAUGACAUCCCAACAAUCUGACCGCCAUCGUUCUUAUUCCUUCUCUGGAGUUCGCUCCAGAGGAAUGACCCCAGAGGUGACACAGGAGACAGGCAGGCGCCGGACCACGAGCGAGGGGCACUAUCAGAGCGGCCACGAUAACGUCCCAUCGUCCCAAUCACCGGACUUCGCCAACAACCUGGCUCUGAACCCUGGGGGAAGGCCUAGAGAGGGUCCUAUGCACAGUUACCGGGAAGCUUUUCAGGAAGAUGAUGCUGGAAGGCAUGGCAACAGUCCCUCUUUUGAAGCCAGUGCUCGGUCUACUCCAGGUUUGACAAAGACACCUCUAUCUGCUCUUGGGCUAAAACCUCAUCAACAAGGUGGAUCAGACUCUGAUUGUAAUAAUGCAGAGCAAGAAUGUUUCUCAGAUAAUCGCAGCAUAGGGGACUCUAGGCCUCAACCGUUCAGCGGUCCUCUGACCUCCAGCAGUCCUGUCCACACUAUUGAUGGAAGGAGGACUGGUUCUUCAGAUGGUGGCCCCCACGGACCCCCUUCCCCAUACACCCACAGACCUGCCUCUCCUGAGGGAUCCCAGGUCAACAUCAUGGGUGUGCACACCGUCCCCGGCAGCCCAAACACCCUCCACCGCACAGUGGCCACCAACACGCCACCAAGCCCUGCCCUUCAAAGACGAUUAGGUCAAGCCAGCCCCUCCCUGGCCAGACACCAGUCCCCUUCCGGGGCCCCUUCUAGUCCUCUGAUAGGCCGAAACCCUAAAAGUGCAACAGAAGGCGUUCCCCCAAGUCCGCUAAUGGGACGGCGCGCAGUGUCGAGCGGCCGCAGCACACCUGACGAGCUGAGGGCAGCGUCUCGCCAGGGGAGCGCCCAGCCGCCUCCCACCCCUGCCUUCCCUGUCUCCCCGCAGCUCCCCGAGAAGAGACACAUGUCUAGUGGAGACGUGGAGAGGACAGACAACAGGAACCUGAUACCAGCCAGCGGUGGCAGUACGCCAAACCUUUCUGGCACCCAUACUCUCCCAGAUGUCUCCAAGUCUAUCUAUGAUGGCAAUCCAGACAUAAGGAUGAAUGUUAAGUUUGUCCAGGACACCUCUAGGUUUUGGUACAAACCAGAUAUCUCCAGAGAACAAGCCAUCAGUCUGUUAAAAGACAGGGAGCCAGGGGCAUUCAUCAUCCGGGACAGUCACUCGUUCCGUGGAGCCUAUGGUCUGGCUAUGAAAGUGGCUUGCCCCCCACCAACAGUCCAGCAAAAUAAGAAAGCUGGCGACUUGACCAAUGAGCUGGUGAGGCACUUCUUGAUUGAGACGAGCCCCAAAGGUGUCCGUCUGAAAGGUUGCCCCAACGAACCCUAUUUUGGAUGCCUCUCCGCUCUGGUAUACCAACAUGCAAUGACUCCUCUGGCUUUGCCUUGCAAACUGAUGAUCCCCACCAAAGACCCAAAUGAAGAGGCACUAGAACUCGCUACACCUACUGAUCCGGUGGUUGAGCUUCUCAAACAAAGCGCUGUUCAGAAGGUUCCAGAGGAAGCUUAUGCUUGCAAUGUUCUGUUCAUCAACUCUGUGGAUAUGGAGUCACUCACGGGGCCUCAGGCUAUUGCCAAGGCCAUAAGUCAGACCCUCACAACCAACCCCCUCCCUGACGCCACCACUGUCCACUUCAAGGUGUCCAUGCAGGGUAUUACACUUACCGACAGCCAAAGGAAAAUUUUCUUCCGGCGACAUUAUCCCCUUAACACAGUGACCUUCUGUGAUUUGGACCCCCAGGAUAGAAAAUGGGUAAAAGAAGGAGGUGGAUCAGUAAAGCUUUUUGGGUUUGUUGCAAGGAAACAAGGAAGCACAACGGACAAUGUUAGCCAUCUGUUUGCUGAGUUGGAACCAGAUCAGCCUGCCUCCGCCAUCGUCAGCUUUGUCUCCAAGAUGAUGAAGCGGUGAAACCCUGAAACUUCAUACGGCAGUGGCCGAGUUGCAAUCGUCCAUCAUCGUUGGUGUCUUUCUUUCAAUGACUCAACGUUGUCCUUGUUUUUUUUUUUCUGUUUAUCACCUUCUCUCUUUUUUUCCCUCUCCACCUCGCUGCUUGGUCUUUCUUGAGAGUCAUCUCUCUAACACCAGGGCUUUGGGCGUUGACGCAGAGUGGAGCUAGGGGAUGUGUUUUUGUGGAAAUGUGCACGUGACAGAAGCGACUGUUGGGGAGUUGAUUCAGGGGAACGUAAGAAAUUGUGGAAUUUUUUUUUUCUUUUUAUCAGUUUUGAUUGAUUUACCAAAGGUAUUGCAAUACAAGUGCAAGAAUGAUGUAGCUAGUAAGCCAUUAACAUUUUCUCUUUUGAAAAGAUGAAGUGAAACAAAAAAAACCUAAACGGAAAAACAAAAAGAUGCGAGAAACUCUCUCUUGAACUUUAAUUCUUCAGGAAAAAAACAAAGGAAAACAAAAGAAAUUCUGAAGAUGUUAUGCAUGUUAGCUUGAUCCUUAAGCUUGGUUCUUCUACUUUCCACAGAAGUAAUUGUGAACUACUUAGAGGUCAUUUUAAGGGUCUGCUGUGUGUUGGAAAGGGCUCUGCAGUGAAACAACAACUGAUCUAAACUGUGCAUAGCAGACCCCAUCUACAAAAAAAAAAAAAGGUACGUUAGUGCAAACAA